CCAGGCAGACCCAGACCCAGACCCAGAAGCAGCAAGAGGAGCAGAGGCAGCGCCGGGGACUUUCCGGCCAAGUUGCUGUGGGGCUUCUGCUUCGGACAAGGCGGAGACUCCUCUUGGCUUUGCGAGGGAGCCGGUGCCAUGUCCCUGCUGCCCUCCUUCGGCUUCACCCAGGAGCAGGUGGCCUGCGUCUGCGAGGUGCUGCAGCAGGGCGGCAACCUGGAGCGCCUGGGCCGCUUCCUCUGGUCCCUGCCGGCCUGCGACCAUCUGCACAAGAACGAGAGCGUGCUCAAGGCCAAGGCGGUGGUGGCCUUCCACCGGGGCAACUUCCGCGAGCUCUACAAGAUCCUGGAGGGGCACACCUUCUCCCCGCACAACCACCCCAAGCUCCAGCAGCUCUGGCUCAAGGCCCACUACGUCGAGGCCGAGAAGCUCCGCGGCAGGCCCUUGGGGGCGGUGGGCAAGUACCGGGUGCGGAGGAAGUUCCCUCUGCCCAGGACCAUCUGGGACGGCGAGGAGACCAGCUACUGCUUCAAGGAGAAGUCCCGGGGGGUGCUCCGGGAGUGGUACGCCCACAACCCCUACCCCUCGCCCCGGGAGAAGAGGGAGCUGGCCGAGGCCACGGGGCUGACCACCACCCAGGUCAGCAACUGGUUCAAGAACCGGAGACAGAGGGACCGAGCCGCAGAGGCCAAGGAAAGAGAGAAUACAGAGAACAACAACACCUCCACCAACAAACCCAACCAGCUCUCCCCCUUGGAGGGGGCCAAGCCUCUCCUGUCCAGCUCAGAAGAAGAGUUUUCGCCCCCUCAAAGCCCGGACCAGAACUCCCUCCUGCUCCUCCAGGGCAAUCUGGGCCACACCAGGACCUCCAGCUAUUCCUUGACCGGCUUAACUGCCUCCCAGGCGGCUGCAGCGGCUCAUGGGCUCCAGGCGCAUCAGCUCCAGGACUCUCUCCUUGGCCCUCUCACAUCCAGCUUGGUGGACCUGGGCUCAUAAUCUUUGGACUGACUAGCCACCCAGAGGUGGCAGGGAUGGGUGGUUUCUUUCCCCAGGUGGCUUGUAAAUAAGGGGACAGGAUCAUGGCAGGUUUUCCUUUUUCUUCUUUUCAUUUUGCUUUCCCAGAGUUUCCCUACCUGGCCAUUCGGAAAAGGGACUUUGGAAACAACACCAACACUGACAGUCUUUUCUUCUAGGUCUAAAUUCAGAACAAUUCCCAGGGAAUUCCCUGAUCCGGCACAAUUCUCGGGGAAUUCUCCUUUGAUCCGGCACAAAUCUUGGCGAAUUCUCCUCUCAUCCAGCACAAUUCUCAGGGUAUUCUGCUUCAAUCUAGCACAAUUCCCUGAGAAUUCUUCUUUGGAUUCUGGCAGAAUUCCCAGGGAAUUCUCUGUUGAUCCACACAAUUGUCAGGGAAUUCUCCUUUGAUCAGCACAGUUCCUGGGGAAUUCUUUGAACAUCACCAACACCAUUUCCAGAGAAAUAUCCUUUGAUCCGGCACAAUUCCUGGGAAUUCUCCUUUGAUCUGGCACAACUGUCAGGGAAUUCUCCUUUGAUUUUGGCACAAUUCCCAAGGAACUCUCCUUUUAUCCAACACAAUUUGCAAAGAAUUCUCUUUUUAUCCAGCACAAUUCCCAAGGAAUUUUCCUUUGAUCCAGCACAAUUCCCAAUGACGUCUCCUUUGAAACAACCUUUCUCCCUCUCAUCCAAUAUUCCUCCUACCCAACUUCAUGAGGUUUUAGUUCAGUGAUUCCUAAACUUUGUUCCUCUAGGUAAUUUUGGACUUCAGCUCCAAGAAGCCCCAGCCACCUAGGUCCGUGGCGAUGAACCUAUGGCACGCGUGCCCUCUCUGGCACACAAAGCCAUUUCUGAGGGCAUGCAGAGAGAUGGGAGAGUAGGAGAAGAGUAGGAUCAGACAUGUUCCUAUUCCCCGCCCUCCCAUGCCUUUAGCUCUCUCCGGGGAAGUCCCAUCCCCAGAAGUACUCUUCCUGGAAGGCAGAAGUCCUGCCCUCAGAAGGUGGAAGUCUUGCCUCCUAGAAGUCCCCCAUGGA
Sceloporus undulatus (fence lizard) is the source of this 2045-nucleotide messenger RNA. It is a transcript of the gene SIX1, whose product is annotated as SIX homeobox 1. Gene Ontology annotation, biological process: regulation of transcription by RNA polymerase II. Gene Ontology annotation, cellular component: nucleus; transcription regulator complex. NCBI's taxonomy places the organism in Eukaryota, Metazoa, Chordata, Lepidosauria, Squamata, Phrynosomatidae. Gene Ontology annotation, molecular function: RNA polymerase II cis-regulatory region sequence-specific DNA binding; DNA-binding transcription factor activity, RNA polymerase II-specific. Bases 139 to 996 code for a protein of 285 amino acids. The transcript has 3 exons. The record is from RefSeq and is a predicted model, not a curated record.